CUAAUAACCACUUAGAAAUUAGCCCCACUGUCUCUCCCUUUCUCACAGAACCUAUCAGGCAAUUCGUUAUCAGCCCUUCAUCACAAUCUUCAACUUUCUCUCUCCUCACUGAACCCAUCUGGAUCUAAUCAACCCAUCAACAGCAUCACAACCUUGAAGAACAAGACUUGUUUUAUUGGGGGAAAUUCAUAAAACCCACUUAUCUGUACCUUGAAGGUUGGGAAUUGGAAUCAAAAGAAAUUAAGAGAUGAGUUUCAGGAGCUUAGAAGAAUUCUGGGCAUUUUACAUGAGCCAACACUCGAAAGCAUCAACUAGGGGUUUGCACUUUGUGGGUACACUGAGUGGAAUAGUGAUAACAAUCUGCUCACUGUUGUUUAAUUGGAAACUGUUGAUUAUGGGACCUAUAAUUGGGUAUGGAUUAGCUUGGUACAGUCAUUUCUUUGUGGAAAAGAAUGUUCCAGCAACAUUUGGUCAUCCAAUAUGGUCAUUCAUAUGUGAUUGUAAGAUGUUCGGAUUAAUGCUUACAGGUGGUAUGGAUAGAGAGAUUAAACGCCUUGGUAAACGCCCUCUUCUUCAUCCUUUCUGAAUCUCUUCUGUGACGAUCAAGCUCCAUUGUAUCAUAUUUUCUGGGUGAGAAUUGUUGAUCAGGAUCACCGUCUCCAUCUUGUAUAAUGUACUUAUAUUGUAUUUGAAUAUUUACUUAUCGUAUACUCCUAGUAUUUGGAAGUUCAUUUGGAGAAGUCCUUCCUGUAAACUUGUGGAAAUCCAUCAAAUUUGGUUGCUGCACUCCAGAAUAACCCUAAUUGGCAACUGCAAUUUUCUUU
This is a messenger RNA of Amaranthus tricolor (Joseph's coat), 824 nucleotides long. RefSeq lists its product as uncharacterized. The record is from RefSeq and is a predicted model, not a curated record. Lineage: Eukaryota; Viridiplantae; Streptophyta; Magnoliopsida; Caryophyllales; Amaranthaceae. The coding region runs from base 248 to 586 and encodes 112 amino acids. The transcript has a single exon.